Molecule: messenger RNA, 696 nt
Organism: Cervus elaphus (red deer)
Lineage: Eukaryota; Metazoa; Chordata; Mammalia; Artiodactyla; Cervidae
Product: 60S ribosomal protein L21-like
Exons: 2
Coding region: 1-594 (197 amino acids)
Biological process (GO): translation
Cellular component (GO): ribosome; cytosolic large ribosomal subunit
Molecular function (GO): structural constituent of ribosome
Source: RefSeq, a predicted model, not a curated record
AUGUCUACAUCCCUACAUCCCCUCCUGUCCUACACACAGGCAGAGCAGUGCGGGAACCUUGCAAAUGACCUUUUUUUCGGCCGGAACCGCCAUCUUCCAGUAAUUCGCCAAAAUGACCAACACAAAGGGAAAGAGAGGGGCACCCGCUACAUGUUCUCUAGGCCUUUUAGAAAACAUGGAGUUGUUCCUUUGGCCACAUACAUGCAAAUCUACAAGAAGGGUGAUAUUGUAGAUAUCAAGGGAAUGGGUACUGUUCAAAAAGAAAUGCCCCACAAAUGUUACCAUGGCAAAACUGAGAGAGUCUACAAUGUUACCCAGCAUGCUGUUGGCAUCAUUGUAAACAAACAAGUUAAGGGCAAGAUUCUUGCCAAGAGAAUUAAUGUGUGUAUCGAGCAUAUUAAGCACUCUAAGAGCCGAGAUAGCUUCCUAAAACGUGUGAAGGAAAAUGAUCAGAAAAAGAAGGAAGCCAAAGAGAAAGGGACUUGGGUUCAGCUGAAGCGCCAGCCUGCUCCACCCAGAGAAGCACACUUUGUGAGGACCAGUGGGAAGGAACCUGAACUGUUGGAACCCAUUCCCUAUGAAUUCAUGGCCUGAAGGGUGUAAAAAUAAAGACCUGGACUGUACAAAUGUUUCUCUUAAUUGAGUAGAGGUGUUGUGUCCAAAUUCAGUGGGUGAUGUCUUUUCAGAUUUAGUGUU